Molecule: messenger RNA, 688 nt
Organism: Meloidogyne enterolobii
Lineage: Eukaryota; Metazoa; Nematoda; Chromadorea; Rhabditida; Meloidogynidae
Source: the annotation of a GenBank genome assembly
UUCUUUUCAUUUAAAUCAUUGCCUAAAGCAAUUAUUAGCAAACAUUUUUUAAUUAAACGAGAUAUUUUUGAGGGAGAUGGGAGGAGAGGGAGGGUGUAUAUGUGUAUAGGGGAGGGAGUAUAUAAAGGGGAAGUAUAUAAGGAGAUCAAAUAAGAUAAAACGUUAGUUAAUUAAAUAAAAUAUAUACAAAAUAAUGUUGUCCAAAGAAUCUAAAUUUUUAUUUUUAUUCAUUUUAUUACGACUUUGUUGUGGACAUCCACAAUAUCGCCAAUUAAAAUGUGCAACCCCUGAUGGCCAAUUAAAAGCUGGAAAGGAACGUGCUCGUUGUCAUAUGAUAAUAAAAGAUACGGAAACUGAAAGUCCCGGAAGGCCUGCACCUGAGGGAGAUGGCUGCUUUACUGAACAACAUGGAGAUGAAGAACGUGUUUAUUGUGAUUUAGUUUGCCCCAAAGCCCAUACUGUAUUCCACGCUUCUUUUAAUCACGGACAUCGUGCCUGUUUUAAUUAUUAUACUUAUCAGUUGGAAAAACGGGAGAAUGAUUGGUAUAUAUGGAGAUCAGCAAAUUGUUUAAAUUCAACCGGGACUUGGACUAUUGGGUGUAAAUUUGAUGAACCUUUUAAUAAACAAUUUGCAUCUGAUCAGGAAGUCUUUGCACGUUUGAGAGCUCGGGCAAGAAAAGCACUUUAA